Mangifera indica (mango) is the source of this 1022-nucleotide messenger RNA. Its product is annotated as PLASMODESMATA CALLOSE-BINDING PROTEIN 3-like. Bases 126 to 737 code for a protein of 203 amino acids. NCBI's taxonomy places the organism in Eukaryota, Viridiplantae, Streptophyta, Magnoliopsida, Sapindales, Anacardiaceae. The record is from RefSeq and is a predicted model, not a curated record. The transcript has 3 exons.
AGAAAAAGUGAAGCAACCGAAAAAAAAAAUUAAAAAAAAAAACCUCCAUAUUCCCCCUCUCUCUUCCUUUACAAGCCCACCUCCUCAAUUCACUGGUUCCAACUAUAACUUUCUCCUCCUCCUCCAUGGCACCAGCAUUUUCAGAGCUGUUACUCCUAUUCACAAUCUUCUGCACGAACGUUUUCAUGCCGACCAUCAUUGUUGAAGCUCAAGAAAACAUCAGCUGGUGCGUUGCCAGAAGUGAUGCAAGCAACCAGGUUUUGCAAACUGCUCUGGACUAUGCAUGUGGGGCUGGUGCCGACUGUACUCCCAUUCUGCCCAAUGGCCUCUGCUAUCUCCCAAACACCAUCCAGGCUCAUGCUUCUUACGCCUUCAAUAGUUACUUUCAGAGAAAGAGCAUGGCCCCUGGCUCCUGUGACUUCUCCGGAACUGCUACUGUCGCUAAGAGUGAUCCCAGUUACGGAUCUUGUGUUUAUCCAUCUUCAUUAAGUACUGCCGGAGGCAAUCCAUCACAAGGGUCGACCCCCACAACAACCACCACGAACAACCCAAACAUGCCAACAACACCGGCUGCGCCUCUAGAUAACAACGGUGGUAAUGGAGUUAAUUCGGGGUUUAGCCCUCCAAUACCUACCACAGACAACUCCAAAGCUUCUACAAAUUUCAUGGCCAUUACAAUUUUAAUGCCUAUCUCCCUGUGGAUUGUUCUUUCUUUGACACUGCCAAACCAGAUCUAGUUGCAUCACGCAGUGCGGAGAUCAAUCAAAGAGUCUUACACAGUUUUGUUGAAGAGUUGAAACCUUGUUUGUUUGUAGCAUCAAGGUUAGGCUUCUGUAAAAUCCAUUUGAUUUUAGUUUUGUGAUAUUAAUGUCUUAUGAUGUGAAAAGGCUUGUGGGGAAGUUUCAAAUUGGAUGGUUAAUUUGGUUUUGGUAGGAAACCAAACUGAGGGCUAAGCUUAACCUCAAUUAUGGGUUAACUCAUGUAGGUUUACCAGUUCAAUUUAAUAGUUCAAUCUACUUCCA